Adineta steineri is the source of this 9039-nucleotide messenger RNA. NCBI's taxonomy places the organism in Eukaryota, Metazoa, Rotifera, Eurotatoria, Adinetida, Adinetidae. The record is from the annotation of a GenBank genome assembly.
AUGAUAGCGUCUGUAAAUCUCCGUUUAAUUCUAGUCUUGUUGCUCAUUUGUCGAGCUUCAACCGCGCCAGUAUCUCCAAAUAAACCUGAUCCGAUGUGCUCGUCUGCUCAUCUUGUUGCAUCGGAUCAAGGUUCGUUAGUUUAUAAAUAUAAAACUGAAGUGAAAUUAUCUGUUGCCAAUGGUCAAUAUGAUAUAAAAAAUCAGAUCACUGCUGAUGUACACAUUAAAAAUCUUAAUGAUUGUAAUUAUGCCGUUCAGCUUAAAAAUGUUAAAAUUACCGAAAGUCAAGAUGAAACUGAAUCACCAGUAACAUCACUCGCUACAAAAGAUCUCGAAAAUCUUGUUGUUCGAUGUCGUUGGGUUGAUGGAUUUCUUAUUGCUGUUGAAGCUGAUGCAUCCGCUAAAGCUGAUCAUGUUAAUUUCAUCAAAGGUAUACUUAGUGCACUUCAAGUGUACUCUCCUGUACCAACUGAUGGUGAAAACAUUGUACGUGAAGAAGAUGUACUCGGUGUAUGUACAACACGUUAUAAGUAUUCACAAAAAGGUGCUACAACACAAAUUAAUAAAAAUAAAGAUCUAUCAACAUGUUCAAAAGACAAAAUACAUUUAAGUUCAAGUCCUGUUUUAACUUCUCUUCUUGGUCCACUUGUUGAAGAAGUUUUCUCAGCUAAAUCACGUUAUGUAUGUCAAACAGAAAUUCGUGAUAAAAAAAUUCAAUCGGUCAAAUGUAAAACAAUUGAAAUCGAUUCAGAUAGUGAUAAAAAAUCAGCUGAUAAACAUACACAUGAUAAUCAUGAUCAUAUUGAUGGAAGUGAUAGUAGUUCAUCGGAAGAAGAUGAUCAUGAUUUUAGUGAUAAAGCUGAUGAGGAAGAAAUUUCAUCAAAACUUAUUUCAAUUAAACAAGAAUUAAAAUUACAAACAACAAGUGUUGUUAAUGUUGAUGCAGGUUCAAUUAAAAAUGCUGUUCGACAAACACUUCAAUAUGAUCCAACAACAUCAUUUGAUAGAUCAAAUGAAGUCGUUUUAAAUUUAGUUUCAAAAAUUCAAGGACUUUUAAAAUCAAAUGAUUGGGAUCAAUUUGCUUCAUCUCAUUUUGUGGAAGUAGUUAAUGAAUUAAGACGUAUGAGUAAAGCUGAUCUUCAUAAUUUUCAAGCAAAUGCAGAUAUUAAAAAUGUCGUACCAUUAUUUCUUAAAGAAAUCUAUUCACAUGAUCCAGUUGGUUCAUCAAUCAAUUUUGAUCCUGCUACUUUAAAAUUUACAAAUCCAUUAGCAGUAUUUUACUUGGAUAGUCCAACCGAAGAUUUAGUUAAACAAAUUGUUCAAAGUUCAACGAAAUUAACUGCAGCACAAGUACCGGAAUUUGUUGUACUUGCAGCAACAAUUCUCAAAUCAUACAAAGCUCGACAAGAUAAUAAUAAAGAUGCGAAUGAUAAAAUUAAAGAAUUUCAAAAAGCUAUUUCAAAGUUUUUAAAAAGUCCAGCCAAAGAUUCUAGUAAUGUAACAACAGCUGUGUUAGCUGCUUAUGCACAAUUGGGCGUAUAUGAUGAUCAAGUACGAAUUUUAGCUGCUAAUGAUAAAGCACCAUUAGAAGUACAAUAUCAAGCUCUUAAUACUAUUCGUCAUAUAUGCGAUGAUUUUAUUGAUGAUGCAAAUCAAGUUAAAAUUCGAACAGAUCUUCAAAGUCUUUUAUUGAAAAUACUUCAAAAUAAAUCGAAUAAAAAUGCUGUACGUGUAUGGGCAUUUGAAGCAUUGUUUACAUCAUUUAUUUACAAUCCAGAAGAAGAUGAUUCAACAUUAGGAGAUAAUUUAGAAAAGGCACUUUCAGAAAUACUCGAUCAACCACUUAAUCAAGUUAAUGGAUUUAUUUGGUCAGCAUUAAAAUAUUCAGUUCUUGAUCGUCUCUGUCCAUUACGUGGUCUUGCUGCUCGUCUCCGAGCUCAUCAUAGCAAUAAAAAACAAUUCUUAGAACAAGCAACAUUAUCUUCACGUCAAAUUCAAAUUGAAUUACCACUUCGUCGAAAUUAUCGGGCUGUCAUUCAUUUAUGUGUUGUAUUUGAAAAUGAUCGAGCUGUUCCAUCAUUUAUCGGUGGUAAACUUGCAUUUGAUGGUAUACGUCGUGAAACUCUUCGUUUACCAUGGAUUGAAGUAGCAUUAAUUAUUGAAAAUCUUGAUUGGAAUUUUGCAGAUUAUUUCUAUCGAUUAGAUCCAUUAAAUACAAAUAAAAAUGUUGAUGAUACAUAUAAAGAAAAAACGAAAAAAGAUUUACCAGCUGGUUUAAAAAAAUUACAAGAAACUUAUGAUAAUAAAGAUGAAGAUCCUGAUCCAUCUGUUCAUCUUUUUUUGAAAUUAUUUGGUGCUGAUAUACGUUCACGUGAUAUUACAGAUAAAGUUCAAGAUUUACUUCGUAGUAAUUUACGUACAUUUAUUCGAAAUCAAGUUUUAAAUAAAUUCAAAGAUCUUGCUGGAAAAAAUCCAAUAUUUCGUAUUCCAUUAGAAAUAGGUGCGGCAUCAGCAGCUGCGAAUGGUUUAACAUUAUAUAAAUCAGCUCAACUUGGUAUACUUGCUGAUUUAACAGCUGAUUUUAAAGAUACACGAGAUAGUGCAGGUUCAGGAACAUUUAAAUUAACAAGUCAUUCAGCGAUAAGUUUAUCAUUUACAUUUCAACGUGAAGUAUCAUCACCAUUGACAAGUCUUGGAGAAACAGUUCAAAUUGGUGUUUUAUCCAAUGUACCAUUUGAUUAUACAGCUGUUGCAGAUAAAAAUGGACGAACACGGGAAUUUAAUCUUCUUAAUACACAAUCAACACUCCUUGCAACCAAUUUUAAAUAUGCAUUACGUACGUCAAAAGGUGUACAAGAUGUUGCAAAUAGAAAAUCUGCUAGCAUUGAUCCAUCAUGUACACCAAGUACUCUCUAUCGUGCAUUGGGUAUUCGAGCAUGUUUAGAACUUAAUCCAUUCCGUUCAAUUCAACUUGGUUCUCGACCUUCGUAUCCAAUUACUAUCACUCUUAACAAAGAUCCAUCAAUUAAAAAAUGGCGUAUUGGUUGGCGUUUUGAUGCAAAAGAUGCUCCACAAUAUGAAGUUGCUGUUCAAAGUAUCGGUGCAACUACUGCUUAUCCUGGUUUAGGAAUUUCUGCAACUAAAACUGGUACUAAUUUCGAUAUUAAAGUUUUAACUGGCAUGAAAUCCUUUUAUAUCAAAGGCACACAAACGGGUAAUAAAUUUGAUGGUACAGUUUAUUCCAGUGAUGAUAAAGAAGUAAUGACUACAUCGGGAACAUUAGUUAUUAAUAAUGAUGGAUUUAAAUUGGAUACUAAACUUGUUGAUAUUGCAAGUAAAAAAGAAGUAUUAGCAUUAAAAACUGAUAUCGUACCAAAUCGUGGCAAAGGUCUUACAGCUGAUAUUGCUUUAACAACACCAGAUAAAGCUCGAUCAUUUAAAAUUCAUUUUCUUGGUGAUUUAUAUCAACCAAAUAAUCGAUUGGUGCAUAUUGAUGCAGGUUUUGUUCUUGGUGACUUAAAUUACAAUGGUAAAGUACAUCUUGAACGUAGUGCUGAUCAAACACGCAUUGAAUUACGUCGUUCAAUGAAAUUGGGUAAAAAUUUACCACAAAACGGUUAUGAUUUUAUUUAUGAACGUAAACAUACUAAUGAUAAAACAAAAAAUGAUUGUAAUAUAGUUUCACAUUUAUCAUUACGAACACCACAACGUGAUGAACCCGUGAAAGUUUUUGAUUUCAAAUCAGAUUUUACUCGAACAACUGAUUUAUCAAAUGCAACACUUCAUAGUUCACUUGAUUUUGUAUUAUUAACACGUAAUCCACCAGUACAAGAACGAAUUGAAGUUGAUUAUAUUCGACAAUCAAGAAAACCAAAUAGUCAAGCAAAACGUUUAAUAUCACCAGAAGCAAAUUUAAAAGUUCAAGUUAAAACAAAAUCAAAUGUUUUUAAUUUUCUUCUUGAUCAUCAUCAUCGAAAAAGUUCCGAAGCAUCGAAAAAAGGACCUAUCAAUGCACCACCAACAUUUGAUAUUAAUAACAAGAUUCAUAUAGUUGCUGAUACAGAUAAAUUAUAUCCUGAUAUUCCACGUCCAUUUGCAUUUGAUGUUUUAUCUGAUCUUGAUUUUGAAUUACUUAAUAAAGUUGAUUAUAAAUUUCAAUAUGAUCUUCGUCGUCGCCAACGUUCAGCAGUAUUUACAUAUCAUAGUCAAGUUGAUAAAAUAACUGAUGGUCAUUUAUUUUCUGGUACAAGUAAAUCGGAAUUACAAUGGGAUAAUAAACAAAAAAAAGCCACAUCAACUGGUAGCUUUUCUAUUUGUACAAAUUCACGUUCAUUAAAAACACAUUGGGAUAUUGAUACAAAUAUUGUACCAGAUAAAAAUGAUGUUACACUUGAUGUAAAUAUUCGUUUUGAUCGACAACCUAAAAAAGAUUCACCAAAAUCAUUUAUUGGCACAUAUAAUGUCACACUUCGUGCACCUAAACAUGAAUCAAUUCAAUUAAUUGAUCUUGAUGGUAAUCUAACUAAACAAAUAGGUAAAUUUGAAACAUACAAUUCAAUUGCUUUUCGUCGUGAGAAAAAAUUAAAAGAACUUAAUUUAAAUGUUAUUGUUCAUCGUAAUCAAACAGGUGAUGGUUCAUUAAAAACAAAACUUGCACUUUCAUUACCAUUUAAAUAUAUUCCAUACAUAACACAUAAAUUAAUAAUACAACGAACAGCAUCAAAUGGACGCGUUAAAAAUAUUCAAUCAAAACUUCUUGCUAAGCCUGUUUUUGCACAUUAUGGUCAAAUUAAUAUUGAUCGUUCAGAUGAUGAUAAAAAACCACCAUGUGUACAUGUUAAAAAUGUAGUUGAAUAUUUACGUGCUAAUGGUGAUAAUUUAAAUGGUUUCUCAGAAAUUAAUGUACAUCGUUGGUCAAAAUUACAUACAGAAGGUUAUUUUAAACGUAAUAAUGAUUUAUUACAUAAACAUUCAAUUGGAUAUAUUUUUUCAAAUAAAACACGAAAAAUUGCAUUUUCAUUAGCAAGUCCACAAAUAUCAAAAAAUCCAUUAAGUUUUAUUGGUGAAUUAACUAUUGAUCGAGAAAAUCGAAUUGGAAAAUUAAAAUGGCCACAAGAAGUAACAUUUCAUCUAGAAUUUGGUACUCCAUUAUCAAACUUAACUGCAGUUUAUGUUUCCUACAAGUUACCUAUGUUUAAUAAAGAUGCUGAUCGAACUGUUGAUGCAUAUGUUGGUUUUAAACUUGCUUCACCAAAAAUUACACCAAUUAGUAUGUAUUUUUAUGGUAAAGGUUCACUGAACACAACUCUUCAUAUUAGUGAUACUAUUAAUAUUGGUGAUGAUAUAUCAUUAGGUGGUUCAUUAACAGCACAAUAUAAUCCUCAAUUAAUAAGUCAAAUAAGUAUUUCAACGGCUACAAAAUUUUAUGAUAAAGAAUUUCAAAAUUCACUUUAUGCACUUUUAAAACAACAUCAAUUAAUUGUACGUGGUAUUAUAAAUACAACAAAUGAUGAAGAUUAUAAAUAUGAAAUGGAUAUUGGUUUUGAUGAUGAUUCAUUAACUGGACAUACAGAACGAACUGAUGGACAACAAACAAUUAUAUCUGAUAUUGAUGCGAAAAAAUGUACACCAACCGAGAAAUUUUCUCGUUGUUAUAAAGGUGAUAUAACUGUUCGAACAGGUGUUAGUGGUGCGGGUAAAAAAGGUACAUUUGAUGUUAGUCUUGGUCGUGGUUCAGCUAAAAUUGAUAUUAAAGUACCAGAACAAAUUGAACUUAAAUUUAAUCAUAUACAUAAUGGUCGUAUACGUGAUGAAGAUUUUAGUUCAAAAACAACAAUUGAAGGAAAAUCUUUACAAGCUGAUAAUAAACGUUCAUUUAAUUAUGCUGGUUCAGUUGAAAAAGAAGAUGGUAAAUGGAAUAAUAUUCAAUUACAAAGUUCAAUAGCAGAUAAAAAAACUGGACAAAAAGUCUUAGCAAGUGAUAUUAAUUUUAAUCAAAAAAUAACAAAUAAACUUUCGGGACAAUUUCAACGUAAAAUUAAUGUUAAUAUUCAACGAUCAGGUUUAACUGUUAUUGAUUGGGCAAGUGAUGCGGUUAGUUGUAAAGAUGCUAAUCCGUCAAAUGUUCUUACGGGUAUUUGUGAAACAGGAAAAUUUACUUUAAAAACAAGUAAUGUAUUAGCACAAAGACUUCGACAACGUCUUGAAUUACCACCUGAUCCGAAAUUAUCAAAUGCAGCUGGACAAGUCACAUAUGAUGGUACAUUAAAAUUAGAUUUAAAAUUUGAUCCUAAAACAGGUCCACAUACAUGUAGUCUUGAUAUUAAUCGUUUACAAGAAGAUGCUGUUGAUUUAAAUGUUUCAUAUCAACCACGAUAUGAUAAAGAACCAAUGAAUCUUGAUUUAAAAGCAAAUUUUCCACGACAAAAUCCUAUAUCAGUUAAAUAUGAUGAAAAACGUAAUACACAAACAAAUUUUCAUGGUACGUUAAAAUAUUCAUUUAAUUCAAAUGAUAAAACAGCUGAGAAAGCAUAUGAAUGUGAUGUUGAUCGACCUGAUGCAAGUGAUUUUUCAGUGAAUUGUAAAGGUGAACGAACAACAUUAACUAUUGAUGUUGAUCGUAAUGCUGGAAAAUCAAAAGCUUAUAUUGAUUUAAAUCGAUUUGAAGGUGAAAGAUUCGGAUAUGAAGGUACACGUAAUCAAAAAACAAAUGAAUUAGAUUUUACAUUAUAUACAUUAAUUACAUCAUGGAAUAUUAAACGACAACCAGGAAAAUCAGCUACGAUUGUAGUUAAACAAAAAACGAAAGAAGUUUUACGUGUCGAAAGUGUAAAAGUUAAUGAUCACGAAGUUACUAUGAAAUUUACACCAUCAAAUAUUCAACUUAAACUUGAAUGGGAUAAUUCAACUGUUGUAACUUUAAAACAAACACAACCUCAACAACGAAAUCUUGCAACAUUAACUGUUGAUCGUGCAAGAAUACGUUCGUAUUUGCCAUCAUUACGUAAUCAAAAUCGACCAUCACAUGAUAUUGAUGAAGCAGGAUCAACAUCGAAAAAACCAUUAGUUGAAUUAGCAUUUGAUUCUCAUACAAUUAUUUCACUUUCUCAAGCUCUUAAUAAAUUAGGUUCACAUAAUGGUCUCUAUGGUUUAGAUACAGUUAAAAAAUCAUUUAAAUUACAAAUAGGUGAUGCACCAUUAACAGUUUAUAAUAUUCAACAUUGGAAAACACAUCGAGAACAUAGUCAAUUACCGGAAAGUUAUUCUAUUCGUAUUGUUAAUGAUGCUAAUGGAAAUUUUAUUCAAGCAACAACAAAUAAAUGGAAUGAAGAUCGAUUAAUUGCAAAAAUAAGUCAUUCAUUUGAUGGUGGUAAAACAACAACAACAGAUUUGAAAGUUGAUAGAAAUUAUGGACAUCAAGUUGGUUCAAUUUAUUUUUUUCAUAGUUUAGGUUAUCGAAAUAUUGAAGGAUCCAGACAACUUCGAAAUUUUACACGACAUUUUCUUCGUAGUCAUUUAUUAAAAGAUUUAAAUCAAACAAAUCUUGCUGAAUUAGUUCGAGGCUUUCGUAAACGAGUACGAUCAAUUUUGGAUGUAGAUUAUAAUGCUCUCAAAGCAAUUGUUGCAACAUGGAAAGAGGAACCAGAAAAGAGCUUUCUUCGACAAUGGUCUAAUCGUCUUGGUUUAUCGGAAUUUUUUGUAAAAUAUCCAACGUUUGGUGAAGCAUCAGAUCGUAUAUCUGUUAUUCUUCGUGAACGUGCUCGUGAACGUGAAGAAUUCUGGCGUAAUCGUAUUGCAGCAAUUGUUGAUGAAAAUCGUAUAAAAGAUUUAGCUGAACGUGCUCAAGCUCGUCGAACAGAAUUAAUCAAGCGUUUAUUAGAUAAAGCAGAAAAAGCUCUCGAUCGUUUCUUACCAAAAGUAGAUCAAGCUGAUGUUGACAAACGUAUAGCUAAUUAUAUUACAAAAUUACUAGCAACAUUUGAACAAUAUUCUAAACGAAAAACUGAACAAUGGAAAGCAGUAUUUAAAGCUAUUGAUAAUGCAAGUAAAGGUGAAGAAAAUAAAUGGUUUCGAAUCUUAGUUGCUGAUAUUGAUUCAGAUGCAUUUGCUAAAGCUGCUGAUGCCGAAACAGAUAAAGUCAUUAAAAAAUUAGGUGAUUCAUCAAAAUUAUUUAUUAGUAAUCUUCAACAUUUAUCAAAACGUAUUACAAAACGACGAGAAGCUAUUCGUGAACGUGUUAAAAAUGCUAUUCGACAUAUUCCAAAGGCAUAUAUUAAUAAUACAAAUUUUGAAGUAUUAGUACCACUUGGUCGUGAACCAGGUAGUUAUAUUGGUCGAAGUGAAUUAGUACUUGGAGUUGGUAGUCUUCUUCGAAAUCGUGAUCAAGCAUAUGAUACAAUACGUUCAAUAUUAGAAAGUCGUAUAACAGCACGUAUGGAAAAACUUAAAAAUUCUUUUAAAGCAUUACGUUCACUUCUCAAACGUUUAUUGAAACGUAAUCCAUCAUUAACACCUGAAUUUAAAGCUAUUAUUGCUCAAACAGGUGAUGCUAUUGAUCUACAUGGAAAUUAUAUUUAUUUAAAUCCAGCUUGUGAUUAUAUCAUAGCUCAUGAUUUUUUUAAUUUACAAUUUUCAUUCCGUUAUUUUAAUGGUAAAAUUUAUUCAAUAAUUCCAAAUCAAGUUGAAAUUAAAGAUCAUGAAUGUUCCGAUACGGGUCGUGUACAAGUUUGUAAUCAUGGAGGUUUUUAUACUCUUAAUGUACCAAUGCAUUAUAGUGAUAAUGUUGAUGGUGCAGUUGGUAGUGCACGUGAUCGUACUCGUACGAAAAAUGCUAAUCUUAGUCGUUGGUUAGUAAAAGAUUGUCCAGCUGCAACACGUGAUCAACCGAAAAAAGGUGGACAAGCUAUUAUUGAAUGUACUAGUAAUGAUGAUGAUGAUGAAGAAUUUUGUGAAAAUUUUGUUCGAACUGGUUUAAAAGAAGGAAAAGAUAGACGACAAUUAAUUGCACAAGCUUUACAAGCACGUCAAGCAUCAACAUAA